AUGCAAUUAUUUUUAGGAACGUGUAUUUUUUUAAUCUUUAUUAGUAUAAAAAGAAUUUUUUCAGAAGAGGAGGACCUUAUCAAUGAUUAUUCUCCAUUAUAUGAAGAUGAUCCAUUGCUUUCCUCUAUACUUAAGAGUGAUGGGUACCAUGUUCAAUUAUAUAAACAAUUAGAAUGGAUAGAACAUGAAAAUUUAAGGCAGAAUUAUAUAGAUAACUACUAUUAUUUAGCUACUAUAUUAGAUGACUACAAUGAUUUAUAUCGUUAUUGUGAAGUUAAAUUAAAGGAAGCUUGCAUUAGUAUAGAAGACGUAAAUAAAAGAUUCCAAGAAAUUUGUAGAAACCCUAAAGCAUCAUGCAAGGAUGCAUACUAUAAAAUUACCAAAAAAGCAAAAGAAAUAGCUACUAGCUUUUCAAAUAAAGAAACAAAUAAACGUGAUCAAUGUAGUAAAUUACAAGUUAAAUGCUUUUUCCUAGAACAUCAUGGUUCAAGGUAUAUUGGUACUAAAUGUGCUACAUUAAAAGAGUAUUGCUACAAUAAAGUCCGUAUGGGAGUGACUGAAGUAAUUGUUUAUGAUUUUCUGAGAGGAACUUCAAAUGAUUUAAAGACUUGUACAAGGAAACUUCAAAAUGAAUGUCAAUUAAUUAAUCAACGAAGUCCCGAAUUAUUCGAUUUGUGUGUCAAUGUUGACACUGUUUGUAACAAAUUUAUUUCAAAAUCUAAAGAGGAAUGUCAAAGUUCUCAAGCUUUAUUUCCAUUAAAACAAAUUUCAGAAGAAAAAUGUAAGACUUUAUUAGAAAAAUGCUAUUCUAUUCUUUCAGAGUGUCCAGCUCUUCAUUCGCAAUGUCGUUCAUUAAAAAUGGAUUGUGCAGAAAAAGGCUUUUUUUAUGAUAUUUCGGAAAAUUAUAAUUUUAAUCUUCUUGAAAACCCGUCUACUCAUAUGAACAAAAAUGGUGUUGAAUAUGCGUAUGGAAAAUUAUAUAAUUCAGGUAUACAUGUUACCAAAAUACAGAAUCUUUCAGAUUUACUAAUUGCCAAUUUUUUGACAAAUAAAACAACAGGAGCUGACAGAUAUUGUAAAAAAGUGUUGGGUGAAAAAUGUUCUUCGAUAAAUUAUUUAAGCUACAUCAAGCCUAUGUGCACUGCAUCUUCGAAUAGUGAAUAUAAAAUUUGUAAAAGAAUAGAUUGCGAAACCGAAAAUUAUUCUUAUUCACUUUUAAAAAAGUUUGAAGAAAGCAAUCAAUUUUUGAAGUAUUCAGAUCGUCCUCUUUCAAAAACCGAAUGUGAAGAAUAUCUUUCAAUAUGUUAUUUUAUUGGUAAAUAUUUUCAUUACUGGACGAAUUACGAUACUUGUAAAUAUGUACGAGUUGUUUGUUAUCAAGAAGAUUUAGAUGCAGCUACAAAUAUGAUUUUAAUAAAAAAGUUGAGUGGAAAGCUUAAAUUGAAAAGAGAUGAUCAAGGAAUCAUGGCUUUAUAUCAAGCUAUGAGAGAUUGUAAAAAUGCUCUUUUAGAAGAAUGUGGCGAUUUUAUGUAUCAUAGUUAUUCUAUACUAUAUAAAUGUUUACGUCCAAAAGAAACAUGCAGAAAUUUAACAGAUCUUCUUGAUAAAAACAGCGAAAGAUUAGAUGAAAAUUUAAAAGCGGCAAUCCUAAAUCCUGAAUAUACUACGUGUAGAAACCUAAAAGAAGAAUGUAAUGAAUUAGGGUCAUAUUUUGGAUAUACCUUGAUGUUAUGCAAAAUUUUCAAAAAAAUGUGUGAAAAUGUAGAUAAGUUAAUAGAAUUCAAAUUAAAUACACUUAAAGAAAAAAAUUCAGUUUUAAAAAAUAACGUUACUUGUUUGAAUUAUCUCGACAAUUAUUGUUCGGAAAAUGUCUCAAGUCACAUAUGUACUAAUAAAAAUAAAUCAUGUACACAAAUGUUAGAUCAAAUUUCGACACACUGCGAACAGUUACCUUUUUAUUUAUCGUAUUACAAAUCUUCUAAUGGUCAAAUAACUCAUAUAAAUUAUGGUCGUUGUUCUCAAUUCCUUAGUUACUGUGGAAUGCUCAAAGAAAUUUGUCCUAAUUUAAGUAAUAUAUGUUCUCAAGUCGAACAAUCAUGUAACAAAAUUUCAACUGAAAAGAAAAACAUUAUCUCUUUGAUCAAAGUCGUUGGCGAAGAAAUAUCUAAUCAUAGUAAAUGUGAAAAAAAGUUACGUGAAGUAUGCAGAAAUACUACUAUGAAAGAAAAAAUGAAUGAGCUAUGUACUAAAGUUAAUGAUACAUGCAAAAUUUUGGAAUUACAUUUAAAAAAAAUAUGUGAUCAGCUUACAUUAAAAAUCUUUAAAUUUUUGUUUACUAAUUCUAAAUCUGAAAUAGAAUGUCAAAAAUUAACACCUUUAUGUUCAUCUAUAGCAUCUUCUUGCAAUGAAACGAAUGUUAAAAUUCUUCCUUUAUGUCAUAACUUUACUAGUGUAUGCAAAUUACUUGAACCGCCAAAACCACCAGCACCACCAGCACCAUCAGAGCCAUCAGAAUCACCAGAAACACCAGAAACACCAUCAGAGCCAGUACCAAAACCACCGGAACCAGAGACACCACCAGAACCACCAGCACCAGAGACGCCAUCAGAACCAGCACCAAAACCACCAGAACCACCAGCACCAGAGACGCCAUCAGAACCAGCACCAAAACCACCAGAAUCAUCAACACCAGAGACUCCAUCAGAACCACCAGAAUCACCAGAAUUGCCAGAGCCAAAACCAACACUGACAAAUUCAACUGCAAUAUUAACAAGUACACAAUUGUUAACGAUAUGUUUACCAACUACAUCAGCUACGCAUUCAUCAGCUACGCAUUCAUCAGUUACACGUUCAUCAACUACACGUUCAACUACACGUUCAUUAAGGCCUAAACCAACGACAUCCUCUGACGAUAGACAUACAAUAGGCUUUGGAAUUAGAUCAAGAAAAUUAAGGGGAACAGAGUUAAUCUGGAUGGUUGCAGGAACAAUACUGGGAAUGUGGAUAAUUGUUUAA
Messenger RNA from Pneumocystis jirovecii RU7, 3015 nucleotides. RefSeq lists its product as uncharacterized. The coding region runs from base 1 to 3015 and encodes 1004 amino acids. Lineage: Eukaryota; Fungi; Ascomycota; Pneumocystomycetes; Pneumocystales; Pneumocystaceae. The transcript has 2 exons. The record is from RefSeq and is a predicted model, not a curated record.